AUUGAUGUUAAUUCAGCGCGCGAGAACAUGGGCGCAUUGAACCCCUACAACAUUUAUGCGCCUUGUGAACGGGGCGCCUCGGAUCCUGAAAUAGCAUACAUACACAACGCCCAGAACCUGUACAUGCGGAACUUCAGCCACUUCAGCGAGGCACUGGAACCAGAACACCUCCGUGCGCCGAUCUGUACCAACGACCGAUCUGCAACUGAAUACCUCAACAGGAAAGACGUGAAAGCGGCCCUUCAUGUUGAAGAGUCGCCCCUCAAAUGGGCCCUCUGCAGCAGGGUCGUCCACUCCCACUACGCAAAGCAGUACGAUACCAUGAAGGGAUGGGUAAAGAGGCUCGUGGAUGCAGGUCGCUUGAGGGCGCUCAUCUACAAUGGGGAUUUCGACGCGGUCUGCGACUACCUUGCUGACGAGUGGUUUGUUGACUCGCUGGGAUAUGAGGCUACGUCCGGUUAUGACCCGUGGUUCGUAGACGGACAAGUCGCCGGGUACUACAGAACCCACAAGGGAAACUUGACUUUUUUGACGGUUAAAGGUGCCGGCCACAUGGUACCAGAGGACAAGCCGCAAGAAGCCCUGCAGAUGAUCACACGCUUCCUGAAGAAUGAGCCAUAUUGACCAUAUACUAAAGCCCUGGUAUUCGGAAACUCUCCACAGAAGAAAACGGAUUGGAGCGAUCCGUUAUUUCAAUAUUCAGCCGAAUUUACUUCAGCCUGUCCAGCACGGGCACCGUCCACCCUUACCUGCGACCGUGUUCUCAGAGCGGUCCGUGCAGCUGUCAUAUGAUGCCCCCACAAUCUUGCCCCGAAUCAUUUUAACGAAUCGAAGGCGUUUUCAUCAGGACAGAGGCCCCGUACGUUUAUCGCAAUCCUAAGACAGCCUCGAUGAACUGAACUUGCAACGCACCUGUCUCAAAUCUCGGGCUGCUUCACAAGCGUCCGGUUGUGUUGCCCUCGGUAAUCUUCGCUCUCUUUCUUUCUUUGUUGGUGAAAGGCGAGGUCAGCUAAGCCGAGCUAGCUUGCCUCUCCUGUGUCUAAUCCACUAUCACUGCGCCUACGUACGGCAUGUCAGCCUCCUCUCAGUUCCCUUUUCAUAACUUUGUUUUGCAGAGUACGCUACCGGCAUUGACGAAUGAAAAACAAUCAGAAUAAAAAUAUUUGUGAUCAGAA
Molecule: messenger RNA, 1175 nt
Organism: Ornithodoros turicata
Lineage: Eukaryota; Metazoa; Arthropoda; Arachnida; Ixodida; Argasidae
Product: lysosomal protective protein-like
Exons: 6
Coding region: 28-624 (198 amino acids)
Biological process (GO): proteolysis
Molecular function (GO): serine-type carboxypeptidase activity
Source: RefSeq, a predicted model, not a curated record